Messenger RNA from Closterium sp. Naga37s-1, 1245 nucleotides. NCBI's taxonomy places the organism in Eukaryota, Viridiplantae, Streptophyta, Zygnematophyceae, Desmidiales, Closteriaceae. The record is from the annotation of a GenBank genome assembly.
AUGGGCAUUCCGCCCACGUUUCGAUGCUCCAUCGGAUGGGUGCGGCGUGCGUUGCGGCGCCAGGGGGUGAGGUGCCGUGCAUCGGUCAGCGAGGCGGGCAGCGCGGACCAUGCCGCAGUGCGCGACUGCCAGGAGAAGCUCCCCCGGCUUCUCAUGCAUCUCUCAGCCCGUCCGCGCGACACGUACAACCUCGACGAAACCGCGCUGUGGCUGUCCCUCAAUGCGGCCAUGUAUGCGGAGGGCCGCCACAUUGUCAUUCUGCUCCACAACGCCAGCUCGCACAUGCUAAGGAGCGAGUUCGCGUGGAGCGAAAUCGUGUGCGGCAUGCGCACGACCUGCAUGAGCAACGUACGCCUGGUCUUCCUGCCGCCUAACACGACGACCUUCACCCAGCCCCUUGACCAGGGGACUAUUGCAACCGCCAAGGCGCGCUACCGCCAGCACUGGUUGCGGGCCUUCACGGCUCUGUGGAACGCGGACGGGGCCACAAGCGCCGCCGCGCGGUUUCGCUCGAACCUGCGCGACGUGCUGGCGUGGCUCUCGGACGCGUGGACCGGCGUCGGUGCGCGCACCAUCCAGUGGUGCUGGUGGCGCACGGGGUGCCUCCCGCGUUCGUGGGCCAUGGAGCUGCCGCACGUGCAUGGCGACGAGCCCACCCCGUCCGCCAAUCCCGACAUCGAGCUUGAUGAUGAGAUAGGCGACGUCGGGACUCUCAUCUCUGGGCUUGGUCUCGGGCAUGGCGCGAGGUCCGCGGCUGAGUACGUCGCCAUCGUCGACGGUGAGCCGACGUGCGCCGAGCACGCGGCGGAUCUGACGACGAAUGAGCCGGGUGCGGGCAUGGAGGUGGAAAUGUGGGAGGCGCCCACCACCAUGCAGGCCGUAUAUGAGGAUGCCGACCCCGUGGGCCGUGAAGCGCGACGCACGGCUCGGGCGGCGUGCGAGAUGCUCAUUGGCUAUGCGCGCGCCAUCAGCAUCCAGCCGCGCGACCUGUGCCACCUUUUCGACAUCCGCAACCCGGUCAUCAUUGCGCGCAUGGAGCGGGCGAGCCCGCCCAUUAAUCUGAACGUGACGCCGCCGGCCGCGCGCACGCCAGGCGCAACACCCACGCCCGACACCCCGCGUCCGCGCGGCCGAGUGCUGCCUGGCUGGAUGACCCAGCCUUCCCGCCGUCAGCAGCUGCUGGACGCCGGUGUUGGCGCCGUGAUGGGCGGGUAUACAGACGCGGCGGAGUGGAUGCGUCUGUGA